AUGACUGCCAGUACAGGUAAGAGGUCAUCUCGCGCAUGCCUGCGAUGCCGUAAGCGCAAGACCAGAUGCGAUCUUGACAGCAUCGGAGAACCAAGCAAGCCGCCCUGUGCCUCUUGUCAUGAUACUAAGAGCCAAUGCAUUCUCAUCAAGUCCCGGCGAGGGGGUAAUUUUCGACAACAUCCAUCCAAGUCGAGCACUUUGCGACGCAAGAAAACUUCGCUGCCAACAAAUACCGGAGACUCAAAUGAACCUGAAGUAGAACCGACUGGUACCAUGUCUGAUGUGACUGAAUGUUGCUCAGAUGACGAAGGCAGCGUUGGUAGACAGAAUCCUCGAGACCUCCUAGCUAUGGAGCUCCGAAAUCCAUCCGAUGCGCUGCAGAUACUAGCUUUGUCUGGUCAGUGCCAGUCGGAAAAUCAGGCCCAAGCGCAGCCCACUAACAUAACAAAUUCCAAUGAACAACUGUACACUGAAGCGCAAAGCGCAACUGCGUCAUUAAUAAACGGGUCUGGUGGGUUACGAGGCCACCAGACGUGUCUAACAACUAUAUUCGAUGAUUACGAGUUGGUCAAGAGAGGUCUAUUGCGCCCGAGCCUGGUAUUUGAGCUACUACAUGAGUUAGCCACACUUCAUGAAUCCCCAUCUGUGUCUGCUGACAGAGAUCAGAUAUCUCUGCCAUUAUCAUCCAUACUGUCCAAUCGUCCCUUCCCAUUUGCUAGUCUCAUCAGACAUGAGCACCAUCCAAAGAUCAGAAUACUUUCUACUCACGGCUAUUCUCACCAUUGCGUCGAGAGACGACCCCCACCAUUCACUUACCCAUCGCUACUGCUGGGAUCACACUCAAUGCCUCCUGGUGGAUCAACUGUCCAGGGACUAUUGCUAUUAGCGGAGUGGCUUCCCCAUAUCCAAGUUCAUGAAACAUCAUCUAAAUCACCAAAGAAUUUAUUCAGCGAAGAUAGAACAGCUUGGUCGCUUGUUGGGCUCGCAGUGCGGCAGGGUUAUCUCCAGCGCCUCGACCAAGCCGCCUUUCGUAGUUUCAAUCACAGUGGGUCAAAGCAACGAACAGAGCAAGACAGAAUUGUCUGGGCAUAUAUUUUCAUUGCCGAUCGCCAGAUUUCAGUCCGACUUGGGCAGUCAUUCUGGUCCCGAGGCCCGUCUCUUGCCGCGAAAUUCACAGCCGACGAUUUCCCGAGUCUACAGCCGCGUCCGGAGAACGACAAUGAGGAUUACGCAUCUUGGUUGCAAGCCUCUAUGGAAUUGAUACAAAUCUUGCAUAAUGCUCAUGCAAUUCUUUACUCUUCCAAGGACCGAACAUUAGCAAUGGUUUACGAAGGUGAUUACGCGCGGUAUCUCGACGACUUUCGAACUUCUGCAACUACGUGGCGUUCGGCAUGGGGCAAUCUAGCUGUGUCCCCGAAGAUAAAGACCACCCUUCUUAUCAUGUACGAAUAUAUUUGCCUUUAUACGAAUGCCUUUUCCUUCCAGGCAGUCCUGACGAGGGCUUCCCGUCCACACCGAUCGUCGACCAAAGGACAGCAGAGCGAGCGCCCAUUUGCCGACAUAUUAUCCAAGGGCAUCAUGGCAUCCCCGGAUGGUCGGUACAUAUUUGAUGCUAUUAGUGCAGCGAUGAGUUUACUGAAGUUGAUGAACAAUCUCGACCCCCAGCAUGUUUUAUGCUACCUACCGUCUCGUUACUAUUUGUACGGAGUCUAUGCAGCAGUCCUGCUUCACAAAGCAGACCGAGCAGGGGCGCUCCAAUCUGAAGAGCAGCACAAAGAGGUUACUACCUCAGCCCGCAAAUUUGUAGCUGUUCUAGAUAAAGCAGCGUCAACUGAAUCCCACAUCUGCCACACCUACAGCCGGAUGCUAAAACAGCUUUGGGGCAGGCGGCAGAGAAAGAAAGAUAAACAUUCUCGCAGCCAAAGUAACACAGAAAUGAGCUUUGGUGACCAUGACAAUCUCUCAACACCCCCACAAUCGUUCUUACUGGCUCAAGAGCCCGAUAAUCAGACAUAUAUGGAUGGCGCCUUUGGCGACGCCGGCAGUCCACAACAGAUAAGCCCGCUACCAAUAGAAAAUAACUCGUCGAUGUUUCCUUCCAUUGAAGGAUACUUCCUCGGUUCAUUUAUGCCUGGGAUAGCUGACUUUAGCACUCCCAAUUUCGACGAAUACUUAGCCCAGGAAUACCCUUCUAUGAAUGGUGCAGGUGGUCUCCAAAGCUGGGAUUUAGUGGAUCCUAGUGUGGAUUCUCACAACCUUGAUUUGUAG
Messenger RNA from Aspergillus niger, 2268 nucleotides. RefSeq lists its product as uncharacterized. NCBI's taxonomy places the organism in Eukaryota, Fungi, Ascomycota, Eurotiomycetes, Eurotiales, Aspergillaceae. Gene Ontology annotation, cellular component: nucleus. The record is from RefSeq and is a predicted model, not a curated record. The transcript has 5 exons. Gene Ontology annotation, biological process: DNA-templated transcription; regulation of DNA-templated transcription. Bases 1 to 2268 code for a protein of 755 amino acids. Gene Ontology annotation, molecular function: DNA-binding transcription factor activity, RNA polymerase II-specific; DNA binding; zinc ion binding.